CUUUUUCCCUCUAAGUCUAAAUAAAACAACUCUCUCUCUCUCUCUACUUUUGAUCUACUCUAUCUUUCUAUCUCUCACCAAAAUACAGUUUUGACAUCUUGUCUGAAAACUCUAUAAUCCUUUACUCUUUUCUCUUUUGUACAUAGAAAAAAAAUACAGAGGAAUCAAUCAACCAUGGCUGCCAACAAGUUUGCAACCAUGUUACACAGAAACACCAACAAAAUCACCCUUGUUCUUGUCUAUGCAAUCCUCGAAUGGAUUCUCAUAAUUUUCCUUCUUCUAAAUUCUCUUUUUUCAUAUUUGAUCAUAAAGUUUGCUGAUUAUUUUGGUCUCAAAAGACCCUGCAUGUGGUGUGUUAGAAUUGAUCAUAUCUUAGAGUCUGGAAAAAACAUGAACCCUUGUCGAGAUCUUGUGUGUGAAGCUCAUGCUGUUGAGAUUUCAAAAUUGGGUUUUUGUUCAAAUCAUCAUAAACUUGCUGAAUCAGAUGAUAUGUGUGAGGCUUGUUCAGUUUCAGUUUCGUUUUUGUCCAAACCGAAUUAUGUUGAGUUGUCUCAAAGUAUUGAUUUUUAUCCAUGGAUGAAGGAGAUAGAUAGAAUUGAAGGGGCUGAUGGGAAGGUUGUUGAGAAAGAUGAAGAGGGUUUAAGGUGUUCUUGCUGUGGUGUUAACUUUGAUAACAGAUUCUACCCUCCUUGUAUUGUGAUGAACCCUUCUGUGAACAUUUUGGAAGAUUUGGGUUAUGAACAGAACUCAGAGAAGGUGAAUUUGAUCAAAGAAGAUGUGUUUGUUUCAGAAGCUGAUCGUCGUUCAGAUCAUAGCAGAUCAGAUUUUUCAGUUGUUCAUCGUGAAAAUCAAGAGAAGAUUGAAGAAAAAAGUGGAGUUCAUUUGUUGUUUGAGGUUGAGGAGAAUUGUGCUUGUUCUGUUUGUGAUGGUGUCAAGGAAACUAUGGUUGAUGAUCUGUACAAGCUUGAAAUUGGUUUAGAGAAAGGGAAAGAAACCGCGGAAGAGGAAAGGUUGAAAUUGAUUGUUCCAAAGCCUAAGGAUGAUGAUGAUGUUGAUGAAGUUUGUGAUUUGAGUGGUGUUGAAGUUGAGAAAAUUGAGAAACUUGAGGAAAUUCAAACGAAACAUCUUGAUUUUUUCAUUCAUGGUGAUGAUUGCAGAUUGAUUCCUGUUGAAUUGGUUGAAUCCGGUGCCACAGAAAAUGGAAAUCAAAGUAGAUAUAACAAGGGGGUGGAUGAAGGGUUUAGAGAUAAUGAAGAUUUUAUUCUCGACUUCGAUAUGAAUAACACCGAUGCAGAAGCUGAACCGUUAAUUGAGAAUUGGCGCAUUUCGGGUGAUAUUGUGGCAGAAUUUUCAUGUCAAGAGAAGAAAAAAUUCUACAGGGUCAAUAAGGUUGAAUCAGGGUUACAAGUAGAACAAAAUUUGGAGCAGAAUUAUCAAGAUGUAAGAUUCGCUCAGACAGAUGAAGACUUGACCAAAGAUGAUAAUGUUGAAGUAAACAUAGAGAGAAUGAUGCAUGGAGAUGGAGAACUAGGUUCAUAUGUUUCUCUAGCUUCGGAAGAUGCAUCACAAACUCAUAGUGAGGAACUUGAAGCAGAAGUUUCAAUUGGGACUGAAAUUCCUGAUCAAGAUCAUGUGGAUGAGUAUCAAGGCCAAGAUACACUUUCCGAAACAAAUCAAAGAAUGCAAGACGAUUCAUCUACUAGCUCAGUUAGAUUUUAUGUUCAACAUGAUAGUGGUCAUGACAAAGGCGAAGACGAGUUUGUAGAGUUUAACACCAUGUCACUUGAAGUGAGAAUGCCAACAUCAAGUAACCAUAUACCAUCAUCUUUUGAGCUUAAUGAGAAUGAGGAGGAAAAGUUUUCCGACACACCGACGUCUCUUGAGAAUCUUCAUCAACUACACAAGAAACUACUUUUUCUGGAGAGGAAAGAGUCAGGAACAGAAGAUUCAUUGGACGGAAGUGUAAUAAGCGACAUAGAAUGCGGCGAGGUGACAUUUGAGAAGUUAAAAUCGGCGUUGAAAUCGGAAAGGAAGGCUUUGAAAACAUUAUACGCAGAACUAGAGGAAGAAAGAAAUGCGUCUGCCAUAGCCGCCAAUCAAACAAUGGCAAUGAUUAAUAGACUUCAAGAAGAGAAAGCAGCAAUGCAGAUGGAAGCUUUGCAGUAUCAACGAAUGAUGGACGAACAAUCCGAGUACGAUCAAGAGGCUAUGCAGCUUUUGAAUGAUCUUAUGUUAAAGAGGGAAAAAGAGAAGCAUGAGGUGGAAAAGGAGCUUGAAGUGUAUAGAAAAAAGGUUCAUGAAUAUGAGGUACGAGAAAAGAUAUUGAGAAGAGAUAGUAGCAUAAGAAGCCGAACUUCAUCUCUUUCUUGUAGUAAUGCUGAAGAUAGCGAUGGACUGUCCAUUGAUUUAAAUCACGAAACAAAGGAAGAAAAUGGUUUUCACAGCAAUCAUCAAGAAUGCAGCAGCAACCAGAACACUCCGGUAGAAGCUGUCUUAUAUUUGGAAGAAUCAUUAUCAAGUUUUGAGGAAGAGAGGUUAUCGAUACUCGAACAGCUUAAAGUAUUGGAAGAAAAGCUAAUUAUCUUGAAUUAUGAAGAAGACCACUGCUUUGACGAUGAUACUACAUCGAUAGAACAUCUUCGUGAAGAAAACGGAAACGGAUAUCACGAUGGCGAUCAUGACCAUGAUGAUCACCAAGGUCAGGUAAAUGGAUUUGUAAACGGUAAUGGAAAGCAUCAUCAAGGGAGAAAAAUCACGGCCAUAAAAGCCAAAAGACUUCUUCCACUUUUCGAUGCAAUCAGUACAGAAACAGAAGAAGUAGAGUUGAGUGGAGAUGAAAAUGAAAAUGAAAAUGAAUUAGACUUUUCACAGUUGCAAAAAAUUUCUUCUGAAAAGGCGAAUUUGGAUAAGAAAAAGGUUGGUUUAGAAGAGGAAGUGGAUCAUGUUUACGAGAGACUACAGGUGUUGGAGGCAGAUAGAGAGUUUCUAAAGCAUUGUAUCGGUUCAUUGAGAAAAGGCGAUAAAGGGUUAGAUCUUCUACAAGAAAUUUUACAGCAUCUACGCGAUCUGAGGAAUGUCGAACUCAGAGUCAAGAACACCGGAGAUCUUGCAGUGUAAAAAAUCACGUUCAACUCUACCAAAGAUACGAUAGAUUUGUUAAAUUGUAGUUGAUCAACAUGCUGCAAACCAAACCAAGCAUACAUGAGAAGUGCUCUACAACACAAACACAAGAAACCAAAUUGCAUGCAUCAGUAUGGUCUGUUUGAAACAAUAUGGUGGACAAGAAAAAUGAAGUCUGCCAUUUGAUUAUUUUGUUUCAUUUUGUUUGUCCAAGUGGGCCCAAAUUUUUGUGGGUUGUGUCCAUCAUGAUUGCCUUUAUGAAAAAGGAAGAUGAUGAAUAUAUGUGUGUGUAGGGUAGUGAGGUGAAGACAAGCUGUCAGUUGUAUUUUGUGAGGAAAAAACCUGGCUUGCAAAGCUGGACAGAUUCAUAAAAAUUAUUCCAGUGCCAGGUACAUAGAAUUUAGUUUAUUAUAGAGACAGAAUUAAUGUCACUAGUUUUGUCAUUUUUUUAUUAUUAUCUUUUUUGUUGUUUUUUUGAGGUAAGAGUGAAGAUUGAGGUAAGUAGCCUCUUUCUCAUUUUUUUGUAUUAUUGCAUCCUAUGAGUCACUUGUAUACUACAUGUAUGUAUUCAUUUGUAAUUAUUAUAAAAAAAAGUGAGUGUUUGUUUA
Molecule: messenger RNA, 3728 nt
Organism: Lathyrus oleraceus (garden pea)
Lineage: Eukaryota; Viridiplantae; Streptophyta; Magnoliopsida; Fabales; Fabaceae
Product: myosin-binding protein 2
Exons: 4
Coding region: 175-3117 (980 amino acids)
Molecular function (GO): myosin binding
Source: RefSeq, a predicted model, not a curated record